GGAGUCUUUUAGGUUUGGAGGAGGGGCGUCGGCGCGCGGGAAAUCGAGCGGGAAGAGGAAAAAAAAAAAAAAAAGAGGAUUAGGGUGCGCGCCGCGGCGGUUUCUGUUCUUACAGUCGCGCGGCCCAGGAACCGCUGUUGCGCGAGGGAAGGCGGGACGCCCAGGUUGGUGCUAGGUCCAGAGGAAUGCCCCGUUUCCUCAGUCCACACUCGCGUCUCCCUCUCGCCCCUCACCUCGCUUCCCGCCGGGCCUGCGGGGCGAGCUGCGCGUCGUGAUGUUCUUGAGAAUCGGGCUGUUCGUUGUGUCUGAGCAGUUGGGAAAUAGUGCUCUCCAGCUCACACCUCCCCUGUAAAUUAUUUCUGCCUGCAGUGACUGUGUUUGCUCAAUUUCUCCAGAAAGAGAGAAAGGAAAACCUUAAGAAUUCUCAGGAGUAGAUGCAGGUCUAUCUUUUAACCAUACAACUGGGUUUGGUUUAUUCAUUUUGAGAGUAUCUCUUAACAGGGCCAUUUCUGAACAGUAGAGGUAACAGUGACUCCACUGAACAACCAGUUCCAAAUCCUGUCAUCAAAUCUAUGUUCCUGUUCCAAAUGGUAAUACAUGCAUAUUAUUUCUUUUAUUUUAAAAGAAAUGAGUGUAACUAAUAUUGCAUUAAGAGUUGAAACCUGGCUUUUAGCUACAUGGCAUGUUAAAGUACCUCUAAUGUGGCUGGAAGCUUGUAUUAACUGGAUCCAAGAAGAAAAUGGUAAUGUUAAUUUGAGUCAGGCACAAAUGAAUAAACAAGUGUUUGAGCAAUGGCUUCUUACUGAUUUGAGAGAUUUGGAACAUCCUCUUUUACCUGAUGGCAUUUUAGAAGUUCCAAAAGGAGAACUGAAUGGAUUUUUUGCUCUGCAGAUUAAUUCAUUGGUUGAUGUCAGUCAACCUGCAUAUUCCCAGAUACAAAAGUUGAGAGGAAAGAAUACAACAAAUGACUUAAUUACAGCUGAAACACAAGUAACCCCAAAACCUUGGGAAGCAAAGCCUUCACGAAUGUUGAUGCUACAGCUUACUGAUGGAAUUGUACAAAUGCAGGGAAUGGAAUAUCAGUCUAUUCCAGCUCUUCAUAGUGAUCUUCCCCCAGGUACAAAAAUUUUGAUUUAUGGAAACAUUUCUUUCCGUCUUGGUGUUCUCUUAUUGAAACCAGAAAAUGUUAAGGUGUUGGGAGGGGAAGUAGAUGCUCUUUUAGAGGAAUAUGCCCAAGAAAAAGUACUUGCAAGAUUAAUUGGGGAACCUGACCCUAUAGUUUCAGUAAUACCAAAUAAUACUAAUCAAAACAUCCCUGGAAUUACAGAUGUUCUAGAUUCUGCAUUAGGACCUUCUGAUGAAGAACUCUUGGCAAGUCUUGAUGAAAAUGAUGAACUUAUAGCAAAUAGUGACACCUCCUUAGAAAGAAGAUGUUUCAAUACAGGUAGUUCCUCAAAUACUAUUCCCACAAAGCAGUCAAGUUUUGAACCACAACAAAUUGUUUCUCUAAAACCAGAGGUGGAAGCACUAAAUCAAUCUAUGCAUUUCAGUGAUGGGGAAUUAGAUGACUUUUCACUGGAGGAGGCUUUGCUUUUAGAAGAAACUGUCCAGAAAGAACAAAUGAAGACUAAAGAAUUGCAGCCAUUGACUUUGAACAGAACCCCAGAUGAAAGUAUAGAGAGAUUUUCACAUAAACCUAAUACUAAGGAUAAUUUUUCUUUGAUAUGCAAAAAUGGAAACAAUAUUUGGAACGAGAAAAAUUUAUCUGAACAAAUGACUAAUGAAGGCAAAUCUUUUACUUGUCCAUCUACUGGAGACCAAGACAGUAGUAUUUUUUCAGUUCAUAAUGUACCCCUUCCCCAUGACUUUACAGUUAAAGACUCAGAGACAGAUAAUAAAACAGAACAAACCUUCAAUAGUGCCGAUGGACAUUCCUUAAAUAAUAAAAUGUCAAUAUCAAAUGGAGAGCUGGUAAAUUAUUUACCAAAAAGGAGUUCACACAUUUUUAAUGAAAAUGAUCACCAUGUACAGACUUGUUCUUUAAGAUCAUCAGAGAACAGCACCAACCUUUCUGUUGCUAUGGAUUUAUAUUCUCCACCCUUUAUCUAUUUGUCUGUUUUAAUGGCCAGCAAACCAAAGGAAGUUACAACAGUGAAGGUCAAAGCAUUUAUUGUAACUUUAACUGGAAAUCUUUCAAGUUCUGGUGGCAUUUGGAGUAUAACAGCAAAGAUUUCCGAUGGCACUGCUUAUCUUGAUGUAGACUUUGUGGAUGAAAUACUUACUAGUUUGAUAGGGUUUUCAGUACCAGAAAUGAAACAGUUAAAAAAGGAUCCUCUUCAGUACCAAAAGUUCCUGGAUGGUUUGCAGAAGUGUCAGAGAGAUUUAAUAGAUUUAUGCUGUCUAAUGACUAUUUCAUUUAAUCCCUCCUUGUCUAAAGCAAUGGUACUGGCAUUACAAGAUGUUGAAAUGGAGCACCUUGAGAACCUGAAGAAGCGACUGAAUAAAUAAUUUACCAAAAUUAUAUUAGAAAACAAUUAACCAAGAAAAUAUUUAGAAUGAAAUUUGACCUUUUAUGUUUGAAACUUUUUUGUAAAAGGGAAAAAGGAAGUCUUAUACCUUAUUUUGGUUUAAUUUUAAACUGUUUAACUAUGUUUGUAUAUUUAGGUUUUUUUAAUAAAAUUUUUUAUUGUAACGGUUAGACGAAAGAA
Messenger RNA from Lutra lutra (Eurasian river otter), 2708 nucleotides. It is a transcript of the gene RMI1, whose product is annotated as RecQ mediated genome instability 1. NCBI's taxonomy places the organism in Eukaryota, Metazoa, Chordata, Mammalia, Carnivora, Mustelidae. The record is from RefSeq and is a predicted model, not a curated record. The transcript is spliced from 5 exons. Gene Ontology annotation, biological process: resolution of meiotic recombination intermediates; double-strand break repair via homologous recombination. Gene Ontology annotation, cellular component: RecQ family helicase-topoisomerase III complex; nuclear body. Bases 598 to 2508 code for a protein of 636 amino acids. Gene Ontology annotation, molecular function: nucleotide binding.